AUGGAAGAAGUACUAAAAGCUCUUAUAUAUGCAUCCGAGCGCGCGGCUAACAUAGCGAGAUCUUGUUGCAACGAUUCCGCGAGUGAAUCAUUGCUUGUAGCCGAAAAAGGCGAAGGCGAGGCGAAUGCUCGGUUUGACAAGGAUUUUAAGACUAUUGCUGAUGUCCUUGCUCAAGAAUCUGCUAGGAACGAAGUAGCGUUUAAAUGCCCAAACCUCGCGAAGCAUUUUCGAGGCGAAGAGUGCGCAGAAAUAAAUGGAGUGAGCAUUAAACUACAAGAAAAUGUUGACAAGACUGCAGAGCUGUUGAGUUCUCUUGUGCCACAAAUAUCAGCUGUACGAAUGGCUGAGGCAGCUCAUAAUGCUAUAAACAUUACAAUCGAAGAGUUACCUAUAGAUUUACCUGAAAUAAACCCGGCUGAAUUGGGGGUUUGGAUUGAUCCUAUAGAUGCUACAGCUGAGUUCAUAGCUGGUGUUCGAGGUGAAGCAGAAAGUGAGCGAGGGCUUCCAUGUGUCACUGUGUUAAUUGGAGCAUACAGCAGGGCCACAGGAGAACCUGUUGUCGGAGUUAUUAAUCAGCCUUUUUAUAAUAAUGGCAGUGGCCGAAUAUUAUGGGGAGUAAACUACAAUGGCACACAGAAAUUCAACAUAUGUGAAAUAGAGACAGGGAACAAGACAAUACUUAUGAGUGCAGCAGAAAAUCCUGUACUAGCUGAUAAAUUUAAAGCAAAUGGAUGGUUAGUGAAAUCUGUGCCUGGUGCUGGACAUAAGCUGAUGAAAGUUGCUUUAGGAGAAGCUGCAGCCUACAUAGUAUCAAAAGGAACAACAUUUCGUUGGGACACCUGCGCUCCGCACGCCAUUCUAUGUGCAAAAGGUGGAGAUAUACUCUCCUACACUACUUACGUACCUGUAACAUACAAUGACCCAAUGAACAUUGACACACAACAAUAUGCCAAUGUGGAAGGCAUCAUAGCUUAUACAAAGCCAGAAGUCUUAGAUGAAAUUAAAAACAUUUUAAUUUGAAAUGUUUAUAAUUUGUUAUUUAUUUAUUGGAAUUAACCUUAGCCUGUAUCUGUACCUGAAAUAUUAAAUGU
This is a messenger RNA of Hyposmocoma kahamanoa, 1091 nucleotides long. It is a transcript of the gene Ipp, whose product is annotated as inositol polyphosphate 1-phosphatase. Gene Ontology annotation, biological process: phosphatidylinositol phosphate biosynthetic process. Bases 1 to 1020 code for a protein of 339 amino acids. The record is from RefSeq and is a predicted model, not a curated record. Gene Ontology annotation, molecular function: inositol-1,4-bisphosphate 1-phosphatase activity. The transcript has 4 exons. Lineage: Eukaryota; Metazoa; Arthropoda; Insecta; Lepidoptera; Cosmopterigidae.